Messenger RNA from Astyanax mexicanus (Mexican tetra), 1120 nucleotides. RefSeq lists its product as uncharacterized. The record is from RefSeq and is a predicted model, not a curated record. The transcript has 2 exons. The coding region runs from base 290 to 1120 and encodes 276 amino acids. Gene Ontology annotation, molecular function: nucleic acid binding. Lineage: Eukaryota; Metazoa; Chordata; Actinopteri; Characiformes; Acestrorhamphidae. Gene Ontology annotation, biological process: DNA integration.
AUCACUACCAGCAGGUAAAUUAGAGCCUCUACCCAUACCUCUCACACCCUGGUCCCAUCUGUCCAUAGACUUCCUCACAGACUUACCUCCAUCACAGACAUUCACCACCAUUCUUGUAGUUAUAGACAGGUUUUCUAAAGCCUGUAAAUUGGUGCCUUUCACCACUAUACCCACUGCAUUCCAGACUGCAGAGGCUUUGUUCACUCACGUUUUCAGAAAUUUUGGGAUACCUGAGGACAUUGUAUCUGAUCGGGGACCUCAGUUCACUUCUUCAGUUUGGAAGGCAUUUAUGGAUAAGUUGGGGAUAACUGUCAGUCACACGUCAGGCCAUCACCCUGAAGCUAAUGGACAAGUGGAAAGGCUCAAUCAGGAAAUAGGUCGCCUGCUGCGUCAUUACUGUCAUGACCAACAGGGGGAGUGGUCACGCUUUCUGCCGUGGGCUGAAUACUCUCAGAACUCUCUACGUAGCUCAUCUACAGGUUUAACUCCUUUCCAGUGUGUUCUAGGUUACCAACCACUAGGUUCUAGGUUCCCUUGGAAUGCAGAGAGGACAGACGCUCCUGCUGUUGAUGACUGGUUCACACACAGUGAAAGGGCUUGGGAACAGACACACGCACGUCUGGGUUUGGCUGUCAGACGACAAAAAGCACAGGCGGAUCGACGUAGAGGUGAAACCCCUUUAUUUAACCCGGGUGACAGAGUUUGGCUUUCCACAAGAGACCUCAAGUUGCGCCUGCCCUGUCGUAAACUCAGUCCACGGCCGGUUAUUCCUGGUCCACUGGAUGAUGCCUCCAUUCUCUCAUCACCACCUCCUGCUCUGGACAUCGAUGGCAGUCCUGCCUACAAAGUCACCACCAUUGUGGAUUCACGUCGGAGACGGGGGCACAUCCAAUAUCUAGUGGACUGGGAGGGGUACGGUCCCGAGGAGAGGAGCUGGGUGUCUACAUCGGACAUACUGGAUCCAUCUCUCAUUACGGAUUUCCACUCCCGCAGGCCGGAACGUCCUGCACCCAGACCUCGGGGCCGACCCCCCGGCCGGACUCUUGGCGCUCCUGGAGUAGCGCGUAGGGGAGGGGGUUAUGUCACACCUGCCCGCACUGCACCUUUUUUUUUUUUUUAA